Molecule: messenger RNA, 339 nt
Organism: Penicillium argentinense
Lineage: Eukaryota; Fungi; Ascomycota; Eurotiomycetes; Eurotiales; Aspergillaceae
Product: Alpha/beta hydrolase fold-1
Exons: 1
Coding region: 1-339 (112 amino acids)
Source: RefSeq, a predicted model, not a curated record
AUGGCGCCACCAGCAAACGACUACGCGUUCCUCCUUAUCCCCGGCUCGUUCGCAACACCCGCAGCUUACACCAAGCUUGUUGAAGGCCUGCGUGCUCAUAUCCAAGAGACUCACAUCAUCGACCUUCUCUCUGUCAACGAUGGCUCGCGGCAGCCACCAGCAACAAUGGAAGACGACGCAGCACACAUUCGCCAAGCCACACUGUCCAUCCUAGACGACCCAAGCAACCCUAAAAACAUCGUUGUCGUACCUCAUUCCUACGGCGGCAUUCCCACGACCUGCGCUUUGAAAGGCCUUAAUACGAAAGCCCGACAAGAGCAAGGAAAAGCACAUCUGUGA